UUCCGCCUCAGCAGCAACCUCGCCCAGCCGGCAGCCCAGCUAGCGCAGCCAAUUUUUGGAUUUAGUAAAUAACCGCCCGCCCGCCGCCUAAUUGCAACGGCAAGUCGGCAACCCAUUCAAUUCAAUUCGUUUUCUCCCCCCCAAUCCGGGAUCCCCAAAUCCUUGCCAACCGCCGCCGCCCGCCGGUCGCCUCGAUCCCCGCCGCCCGCCCGCCCGCCGGUCGCCUCGAUCCCCGCCGCCUCGCAGCGCAUCCACCCCGCCCACCCGGAAGCAUGAUGACAACGACGGUACAGAAGCGGACCAUGUCCAGCCUGCUCCGCCGCGCUCUGGAGGCGGCCCUCCCACCUCCCACCAAGAAGUCGACGGGGAGUCGGGCCUUGGUGGAUGUGGUCGCCGAUCGACUGUUCAAGGCGCUACCGCGGCCCCACGACGCCACGCUCACGUUGACGAAGACCGAGGCGGAGCGGGAGGACUUCGUCCGCGACCGCCGGUCACGGUACUUCAACCCAUAUGAGCAACUCUUCGUCUUCAGACGCGUGGCCACCCAGCCGUGGGACGAGGCGUGGAGGAAGAACCCCCUCGUCCUCCACGAUGUAGAUCUGGUACACGCUUUCCACUUCCCGCCCUAUGUGGAGGCGGAGCCCCAUGAUCAAGUCGAGAAUGUCACGAAGAUCUUGACCAACCACCCGGGGCCCGUCGACUGCCUCCGGGUGGAUGCGUCCAUCUUCCCGCCGCCGGAGCUCCUAGGGCAGUGGAUGGAUAUGCUGUCACUCAAAGGUGUGAGGGAGCUGGUGAUGCUGGAUGUGUAUUCCCCUUCCUCGUCAGUGGCCGCUCCCUUGGAGUUUCCAUUGACGCGUCUGCGGAGCCCAGCCCUCAGUACACUAUCACUGGGAUUUGUCACGGUGAGAUUCGGCACCUGUUUUGGGUUUUCUGAGUUGAAGAAGAUUUUCUUGGUGUGUUGCCAGUGCUCCGCAAGAGAUUUGUCCGAGUCAGUGGAGAAGCUUGAAAAACUGACAAGUCUCUUGAUCUGUGGCACUGAUCUUGGGGAUGGGGGAGCCGGCGCCGGCGCAAGAGAAGGGAAUCUUGAGAUUGUCUCCGAGUCCCUGACAAGGUUAGAGUUAAUUGAAUGCAAAGCUUGUGCCCUCACCAUUCGCCACGCACCCAGCGUGGAGUUGUUGUCGGCCGGGGUGUCGUCGUCGCAGAUGAAGAACCCAAGGGUGAGGUGGCCGAGGAUGGAGAGGGCCACCACACCAGUGCGGAUCAAAUUGAUCCAGGCCGAGUCUCUCGAGGUCAUUGAGGGUCUCAUGCUAUCUGAGCAGAGGGUUUCGUUCCCGGGUGGCCAGCUUUUCAAGGUGCACACCCUGAAGGCGACCCUGAAAAUGCAAGUGUUGCAGCAGUGGAAACACUUGUUCGACGUGGUAGCACAUCUACCUGUCCUUAGGAGCUUGGAAUUGACAAGAGACGACGACUUCUGCGCUGAUGAGGAGGUGGAGCUGCCCAUGCCGGCCUGCUUCGGGGACUCCCUCCGGCACCUGCGUCUGAACGGCUACAGAGCCAGCGGUGCAUAGGUGGCUCUGGUGACAAAGAUUCUAGCCACUGCUGCGCAACUCCUCUCCGUGAGCCUUUACCCACAUGAUAGCAUAGAGGACCGGGCCUUCGCACAUUACAAAUUUCUAGGCUCCCCGCGCCUGUCCUCUGCUGCUCGGCUACAAUCAUGCCAAUCGUUCGAGUAGCUCCGAUGCUCAUUUGCUACUGACCAUGCAUUUUCAUAAAUUCUCGUCUUGUGCGUCGACGGUUGCGGCAUAUUGCUGUUAGGGGUGCAUCAGUUCACAAGAAAUUUCUGUAUGGCUCAGUUUGUUUGCUUCCAGUUACUAGUGUUUUCACGGUACUACCAUUACCAAACAUACCAUUCUUUUGAGUGCUAUUUCGUGCUUAUUCUCAUUGGAGAGCUCUACAG
This is a messenger RNA of Sorghum bicolor (sorghum), 1957 nucleotides long. RefSeq lists its product as uncharacterized. The transcript is spliced from 5 exons. Bases 273 to 1568 code for a protein of 431 amino acids. NCBI's taxonomy places the organism in Eukaryota, Viridiplantae, Streptophyta, Magnoliopsida, Poales, Poaceae. The record is from RefSeq and is a predicted model, not a curated record.